AUGGUCCAACUAAGAAAGAAACGAUAUCGUAGAGCCGACCAAAGUCGAGGACUCAGCCGGUUCGAGCUGAAUGAUCACUACGGACUCGAACAACAAGUAUUGAACCUUGAUUUCGAACCACAGACAAUGUGGAUGAAUGUUGGAUUCUGGAAGAACAACCCAAGAUCCCUGCCUCAGGCUUGUCAAGCCCUGUUGGAAGAGGUGUUACGAGAAGCCGGCCUCGAUGCUCGCAGCGAUGAUCAACACUUUUCUGUGCUGGAAGUCGGCUGCGGAUGUGCAGAACCCGCGCGGUUUCUCAGACAGGAGUUUCCUGCCACCUUUGACGCGUAUAUUGGGAUUACGCUGAAUGCGUGUCAGGCCGACUAUGCUGCAAAGCGUCUUGCGGCUGACAGCCAAAAGAGUCCGACUGACGGCCACGCACAUCAAAACCACAUAUACUGUGCCGACGCGGCCAAUCCGUCUUCAUGGCCUGAAGGACUACGCAACGAUCUCGAUCAGAUGCUGCUCUCUUCUCAUCAGAAGUCAGGCUCCACAUUAUGGCUCCUCGCGUUGGAUACACUGUACCACUUCGCGCCAGACCGGAAGCAGAUCUUGACGUACGCGUGUCAGGACAUGGGGGCGUCUCUCAUGGCAACGGACAUCAUAGUGCCCGAUGGCCUCUCGUGGCUGGAAAGCAUGAAGCUUCGACUAGUUUUCUGGGGGCUGCAGGUACCUUGGAAGAACGUGAUGACGUAUGAUGAGUACCUUCGUAUGCUCGUUGAGUGCGGGUACAGGGAAGACAAUAUCACGAUGACGGAUAUCACGGAAUAUUGUUUCGAUGGGUUCGAUAAGUUCACAGCAGAACACAUGGAGCGGUGGGAGGCGAUGGGAGGGUCGAGUGUGAUCCCCCGCGCGGUGAGGAUGAUGGGCCGGUUGAUGGGUUGGUGGGCAAGUUCGGGCGUUGUGAGAGAGUAUAUCAUUGUUGCGAAAAAUGUGUAGUGCCUCUGAGGUUGUGGUUUUGGAUUCGUUGUAGGGGGUUAUUCGGGUCCUAGCGAGUCGUUCGUUGGGUUAUGGGAGGCUGAUGAGUGUUUCGUCGGCGGAUGGAAGGUCGGCCUGAUGUAUCUCUGGAC
Molecule: messenger RNA, 1109 nt
Organism: Aspergillus homomorphus CBS 101889
Lineage: Eukaryota; Fungi; Ascomycota; Eurotiomycetes; Eurotiales; Aspergillaceae
Exons: 2
Coding region: 1-978 (325 amino acids)
Source: RefSeq, a predicted model, not a curated record